Molecule: messenger RNA, 795 nt
Organism: Fraxinus pennsylvanica
Lineage: Eukaryota; Viridiplantae; Streptophyta; Magnoliopsida; Lamiales; Oleaceae
Source: the annotation of a GenBank genome assembly
AUGUACAAGCAUCAACUAGAGCUUGAUCAAAAGAAGAAAAAAGCACUUAAUAAGCAGCUGGAGUUUCUUCUGAGGCAAACUGAAAGGUACUUAACGAUGCUGGCAGAGAACCUUGUAAACUCACCAACUCAUCACAAACCAGUUAACCAGAUGAAGAAGAGAAAGAUGUUGCUGAUGUGUUUCCACCCGUCCACUUUCGACUCCAAGUUUCCAUACAAAAACCAUUCAGGAUACCAAAAUUUCAUGACGAUACAUGUAGCUGUCAAUGAUGUACCUUUCUCCAUUCAUGCUAUUUUCUUCAUUGAUUUGACAUUGUUCGACAGUGAAGAUGUGGUAUCUAGAAGAGAAGUAUCCUCAGCGUCCAUUGUUGCCAAAAGAUCUUCAGAAAAGGGCUCAAGCGAUCUGGAGAAUGGGCUUGGAGAAAAUGAUAGGAAUGGGUGUCAAACAGCACCCAAAUUGGCUCUCCCGAUACAGUCUCAAUUACAAGUGAACCUAAACUUCAUUCUUCCAUUUGAUAAUCAAGAAUUUUCAGCAGAGUAUUUGGCACUAAGCAUUUUGAAAUGGAAGAUGCAACCUUAUACUCCAUGCAACUUCAUCGACUAUUUCCUUCGGAAAAUGCCAAAAACCAACAAGUCCACAUCAAAGCCAUUGAUUACUAUAUCAGUUCAGCUAAUCUUAAGCACAAUCAAAGGUAUUGACUUCUUGCAAUUCAAUACAUCUGAAUCAGCUACACAAAGGAAGAAAGUUAGAAUUUUCCUUCUUCACGUCAAUACAAAAUCUCCAAAAUUGUUUUGA